Doryrhamphus excisus (bluestripe pipefish) is the source of this 2753-nucleotide messenger RNA. RefSeq names its product prepronociceptin a (gene pnoca). Gene Ontology annotation, molecular function: opioid receptor binding. The record is from RefSeq and is a predicted model, not a curated record. Gene Ontology annotation, cellular component: axon terminus; neuronal cell body; plasma membrane. NCBI's taxonomy places the organism in Eukaryota, Metazoa, Chordata, Actinopteri, Syngnathiformes, Syngnathidae. Gene Ontology annotation, biological process: sensory perception; neuropeptide signaling pathway; chemical synaptic transmission.
UUUGUAGGUGGGGGGAGGGGUCCACCCCUAUAAGAGCGAGUGCCAGCAUCCUCCACGUCGUCACAAACCCACGGCGCAAGGAGAGGAAACGUAACAUCACACUGACAGCCCGCACCCGACGGACCCCUGAGGACUCUCACCCAGCACGGACGGUGAGACCAUGAAGACGAUGGUGGCGCUGCUGCUGCUUUGUGUGUGUGACGCCGCACACGCCGACUGUCAGGAUGACUGCUUGUCCUGCAGCCAACUCCUGCCCAAGCAGCUCACAUUCAACACCAUGGAGUGUCUCCUUGAGUGUGAAGCCAACGCCUCCCCAGCAUCCUCUUGGGACGCCUGCCGCGGCUCCUUGUCUCUUUCAUCGAUGCCCAAAAGGUCUCAGGAGGAGGUGGAGGCGUUCUUUCCUGCAGAGGACGAGGAAGAGGCGGAGGAGGAAGGGGAGACGCUGCCUUGGACCUUGCCGAGGUUCCAUCACUUGACCCGGGCGCUCGGGCUGGACGAGCGGGCGGCGGGUGGCGACGAUACCCACGCCGCUCCGUCCCUGGAGUACGAGUACGAGGACUCUGACGACGACAAGGCCGCGAACGGCAUCUCCAAGAGGUUCGGCGGCUUCGUCAAGGGGAGGCACGGCUACAGGAAGCUGAUGGCUCCGGCCAGGUCGUACCAGAAGCGGUACGGCGGCUUCAUCGGCAUCCGGAAGUCGGCGCGCAAGUGGAACAACCAAAAACGAUUCAGCGAGUUCCUGAAACAGUACCUGGGCAUGAGCGCCCGCGCCACAGAGUACAACAGCGUGUCGGAGGAGCUCAGCCAACAGAACGAAGUGUAGUUCAGCUCCGCAGCUCCGCUCUCUACUCGUUUCCUCUCGGCUUCUUCUCCAUCUUUGUCUCUUCUUCUCCUUUUCCUGCCUGAACCUGAUUUGCUUAUCACAUCUCCAUAUUGCUUUAUAUCCACCACACAUAUCCGCACGUGUAUCCAUACUUCGCUAUGACUACAACACACCGGGAACAGUCGCCAUUCCGUAUUCACUAUCCCAUUUUUUUACAUGUUCUUUAUAGAGAAUGCAGUUUUCGUACUCAAAUAGAGGAUCUUUGACUAGCAUUUUUGCAGGGAGUGAUCCAGGAGGAUAUAGAGGAUCUUUGACAAGAGAUUUUUCUUUUUUUGCAACCAAACUAUACGUCGUCAUAUGUACAAGAAUGAGGCAUAGGGCCCCCCCGCCACACGGCAGAGAAAGGACAGCGAGAGUCGGCAGGAGCAGAAAUAAGGCAUACAGACACAGGUGCGAUAAAGUCACUAUUAUCUAUGAAAUAUAUCACAUAACUGAAAUGGUACGGUGGUCUAGUGGUUAGCGCGCAGACCUCACAGCUAGGAGAGCCAGGGUUCAAUUCCACCCUCGGGCAUCUCUGUGUGGAGUUUGUUCUCCCCGUGCAUGCGUGGGUUUUCUCCGGGUACUCCGGUUUCCUCCCACAUUCCAAAAAAAACAUGCUAGGUUAAUUAGCGACUCCAAAUUGUCCAUAGGUAUGAAUGUGAGUGUGAAUGGUUGUUUGUCUAUAUGUGCCCUGUGAUUGGCUGGCCACCAGUCCAGGGUGUACCCCGCCUCUCGCCCCAACAAGACAGCUGGGAUAGGCUCCAGCAUACCCAAAACCUUAGUGAGGAUAAGCGGUAGAAAAUGAAUGAAUGUUUACAACCGGGAUGAGUGAUUAGCGUGCAGGCCACACAGCUAGAACACCCGAGUUCAAUUCCACCCUCUGUGUGGAGUUUGCAUGUUCUCCCCGGUGCAUGCAUGGGUUUUCUCCGGGUACUCCGGUUUCCUCCCACAUUCCAAAAAAAACAUGCUAGGUUAAUUAGCGACUCCAAAUUGUCCAUAGGUAUGAAUGUGAGUGUGAAUGGUUGUUUGUCUAUAUGUGCUCUGUGAUUGGCUGGCGACCAGUCCAGGGUGUACCCCGCCUCUCGCACGAACACAGCUGGGAUAUUUGGUAAGAACAACUCGGGGAAGUCGGUAUCACGUGAUGUUGGUGUUUAUGUUUUACUGGGCAUGCCCUAUUGACUAUUCUGGUUGAUUAUAGCGACGCAUGUAGACAAGAGAUUGGAAUAUUCCUUUCCAUGUAUAAGAUUUGUUUCCGGAAAAGUCAUUCGGAAAGAGAAAAACUCAUAAACUACAUAAACUACAUCCGGGUACUCCGGUUUCCUCCCACAUUCCAAAAACAUGCUAGGUUAAUUGGCCUAGCAACACCUAGCUCGUUGGUGGCAACACCUAGCUCGUUCCUCCUAUAGACUUAGUGAUGUUUUCCAAUGUAAAAAAAAAAAACGUGCCGUGGCUCAAAAAAGGUUGAAAAACACUGAUCGAUGAAAUAUAUCACAUAACAAACACCGUACCACAUUGCCACUCAUGCAACAUGGCCGCUUGCGGCAUCAUUUCCUGCACUAUGCUAUCCCCUGGUGGUAGAACAAUCAUCACCGUCAUAUGGCUUUUCUUCUUUGUGAUUAGUGGCAAACGGAUGUAAACGCCCGCUAAAAGGCGUUUAUUCACUACUAAGUCAAAGAGUGAGGAGGUUUUAAUUCCAGCAAUCAUGAGGAAAUGUGUUUGCUAUUUUGAACUGUCACCCGUGGUUCAUUGUGUGUGUAAAUAGCUCAUCAGUAAUAAAUCUAGUUUAUUAUUUCCUUUGUGGCUUGUCAUGCAGCAAAUGAUUCAUGUGUCUUGGGGUGUGUUUUUGUUCUCGCUUUAAAAAGAACUUUCUCUCAGUAAGCUGCCCUGAUUG